AACAGAGGAAAAAAUACCUUGAGAAUACAGGUAAUGAUUAAUCUAUCAGGCACAAGAAGGGUCACAAAGGGGAUUUCAGGUUCUAACUCGUUAAUUCAAACAAAUAACAGUGGACAGGGAAUGGCAGUUCCACCAGAAGAGGAUUAAAUCACAGUCUCUAAUUGGGACAGCACUUGUACAGUCAGAGAUUCUCUCCAGACAUCUCCAGGAAUCUGUGAGCAGUUGUCAAAACUUCCAUUUUCGUGUGCAGGUGAAGGUGAGGAACAGAACAGGCAGGUAUCAGUAGAAAGAAGAGCCCAAAGAGAACCCCCAAAAUGCAACCUGAGAAGAAAAAGAAGGGGAAAAGCCUCAAGCAGAGACUGAUCCUGAAGAGCAGCUUAGUGAAAGAAACACUCUCUGAGUUCUUGGGCACGCUCAUCAUGGUCGUUCUUGGAUGUGGCUCUGUUGCCCAAGCUGUCCUCAGUCGAGGACACUUUGGAGGAAUCGUCACUGUCAAUGUUGGAUUUGCGAUGGCAGUUGUAAUGGCCAUUUAUGUGACUGGAGGUGUCUCUGGUGGCCACAUCAACCCAGCUGUGUCUUUGGCAAUGUGUCUCUUUGGACGAAUGAAAUGGUCCAAAUUGCCAUUUUAUGUUGGAGCCCAGUUCCUGGGGGCCUUUGCGGGAGCUGCAAUCCUGUUUGGCAUUUACUAUGAUGCACUUACGAACUUUGCUGGUGGAAAAUUGCUCACUGUGGGAGAAAAUGCAACAGCACACAUUUUUGCAACAUACCCAGCUCCAUAUCUAUCUCUGGUGAAUGCGUUUAUAGACCAAGUGGUGGCCACCAUGUUCCUCCUCCUCGUUGUCUUUGCCAUUUUCGACUCCAGAAACUUAGGAGUCCCCAGAGGCCUAGAGCCCAUUGUCAUUGGCCUCCUGAUUAUUGUCAUUGCUUCUUCUUUGGGACUGAACAGUGGCUGUGCCAUGAACCCAGCUCGAGAUCUGAGUCCCAGACUUUUCACUGCCUUGGCAGGAUGGGGAUUUGAGGUCUUCACAGCUGGAAAUAACUUCUGGUGGAUUCCUGUAGUGGGCCCUUUGGUUGGUGGUGUCAUUGGAGGUCUCAUCUAUGUUCUUGUCAUUGAAAUCCACCAUCCAGAGCCCGAUCCAGACUUCAAGACAGAACUAUCUGAGGACAAACCAGAGAAAUGUGAACUUAGUGUUAUCAUGUAGCGGCAUGCUCAGUUCUGAAUCUCCAAUUGGCUUGGGAUUCUCUUCAGAAAAGAUGGCAUCCAAGCAUCUGUGUUUUUGUAAGACUGAGGUGGAAUCCAUGGAAGCCACCCAAUUUUAUCUGUUAGCCACAUGGAACACCUAGCUGGAAAAGCCAAGUGAAGGACUGGAAACACUGACCUCAUCUCUACCAGCUCCCACAACCCCCAGAAUAGCACUGAUUGUCC
Molecule: messenger RNA, 1426 nt
Organism: Carlito syrichta (Philippine tarsier)
Lineage: Eukaryota; Metazoa; Chordata; Mammalia; Primates; Tarsiidae
Gene: AQP9
Product: aquaporin 9
Exons: 6
Coding region: 315-1202 (295 amino acids)
Biological process (GO): glycerol transmembrane transport; water transport
Cellular component (GO): basolateral plasma membrane; plasma membrane
Molecular function (GO): glycerol channel activity; urea transmembrane transporter activity; water channel activity
Source: RefSeq, a predicted model, not a curated record